Lates calcarifer (barramundi perch) is the source of this 4383-nucleotide messenger RNA. It is a transcript of the gene gpr156, whose product is annotated as G protein-coupled receptor 156. The record is from RefSeq and is a predicted model, not a curated record. NCBI's taxonomy places the organism in Eukaryota, Metazoa, Chordata, Actinopteri, Centropomidae. Gene Ontology annotation, biological process: G protein-coupled receptor signaling pathway; gamma-aminobutyric acid signaling pathway. Gene Ontology annotation, molecular function: G protein-coupled GABA receptor activity. Gene Ontology annotation, cellular component: membrane; G protein-coupled receptor heterodimeric complex.
UGUUUGUAGAAGUGAACCAGUCGGGGCCAAUCAUGGAGCCUGAGCUGAACUGCAGCUCCCACUGUGAUUCCCCACUUUGCUUCAUCCACUCAGGAAUCAACAGGCAGGAGGGUCUCCAUCUUCUGCAGAGACUAUGCAGUCUCAGUACGAUGGUGGUGGAGCGCCCGAGGCGGUCCCUCUCCCCAGUGCUAAGUGCUGUGGUGUGGACGCUGCUCUCCUGUGGCAUCCUGCUGGCAUUCUGCUUCCUUCUCUUCACCCUGCGCUUCAAAAACAACAGGAUAGUGAAGAUGUCCAGUCCAAAUCUGAACAUCCUGACUCUCUUUGGAAGUCUCCUCACUUAUAGCAGUGGCUUCCUGUUUGCUGUCGAUGAACGAACACACUCACAGGGUGGACCGUCUGCAGCUGUGCUACAAGCUCGAAUGUGGACUCUUUGUGUCGGCAGUACCCUGGUGUUUGGACCAAUUUUGGGGAAGACGUGGAGACUGUACAGAGUGUUCACCCAGCGAGUGCCUGACAAGAGAGUGAUCAUCCGAGACAUCCAGCUGAUGGGCAUGGUGGCUUUGCUGAUCCUGGUGGACACGCUGGUUCUCACCACCUGGAACCUCACAGACCCCAUCAGGUGUUCACGAUCUGUUACAGCUGUUGUCAAGGUGGUGGAAAGAGACAUUUCCUACUCUUUGUCUCAGUUGGACUCAUGUUCCUCUACAUACUCAGAUCUAUGGGCUAUCAUCAUUGCUGUUCAGAAGGGUUGUCUUCUCCUCUAUGGCACUUACCUGGCUGGGCUGACCAGUAACGUCAGCCACCCUCCAGUCAACCAGUCUCCCACCAUCAUAACUGCCGUCACUUUGGUCACCCUCUCCUCUGCCGUGGUCGUCCCUGUGUCCGUCUUCUUGCAGGCCUGGCCCAACCUGGUGUACAGCACUGUAGCUGGAGCCAUCUUCAUCUGCACAUUGGCUACUAACUGUAUGCUGUUUGUGCCUCAGCUAACCCAGUGGCGUCAAUUCGAAGAGGAUCAGAACAACCCAGGUCAGAUGGCCAAGUAUUUCAGCAGCCCCAGUAAGAGCCAGCCAUCUGUGUACAGCCAGGAUGAGAUCUACUACCUAAUGGGGGAGAACAGCUCCAUGAAGAAACUCCUUAAUGAGAAAAAUGCUGUGAUUGACAGUCUGCAGGAGCAGGUGAACAAUGCCAAGGACAAACUCCUGCGGCUCAUGUCGGCCAGCCAGCCCUGCGAGGACAUGGACUCCUCCGCCACCAACCUCAACUCCUCCUCGACUCAGACCACAGAGCUUCAGUCUGACGGCCCCUCUUCUUCUUCUCUACCUCAUAGAGAAACUAAAUCUCAACUCUCAUCUCCUCGCCUCACUCCUGCUGCUGUUUCAGCACCGUCCUCUGAGCAUCACACAACUCCAAACUCCUCAAACCCCAUUACUGCUUCCUCCCCUCUCCCUAAUGAUCUGUAUGUGGGUGAAAAUCAAAAGAGUGCCUCUAUCCGUGGCCAUACAGACAAUGACACAGAGUCCAGAACAGGGGAGGAUCUCGAACAGCCCGUGUCCCUACCAUCUUCUGGAUUACUCAGGACGGCAGAGGAGACCGUUAACUUUGUCACUUCAUUACAAUGCCGUAGAGGAUUAAACCCAUUUCAGGUUGAAACUUUCGGCAAUCGCAGUGGCUCAACAUCUCAGCUGGGACCAAAUGUCAGACCAACUGGUUUUGUUAGCAGCGAACAGUUGCAGGAGAUCCUCCAGGAGCUAAGCUUGGAUGCAGUCGUUGAAAGUGCGCUGCGAUCUCCAGGUCAAACAACCAGAACGCCCUCUCAGCUAAGAUUUACAGAAGCCUCCAUGCUGUCACCUCUCUCCCUGCGGACACCAUGCUCCCCUCAUCCGCCUGUUCUCUUCCGCUACCCCAGCAUCUCACCCUACGUGAUGAGGAAACGGCGGCCGCCCUUCAACUCAUCUAGAAGAGGUUUGACCCCUCCUUGCUUCUACACAGGUUGUGGGAAGACAAGGCAAAACUGUGAAAGCCAGAACCCUGGCAAGCGCCAUGAUGGGGUGACUGUGGAUGGUACCCUUCUCCAGGUUCGCAACAGUGACCUUGAGCGAGAAGAGGAGGAGGAGGAGGAAGAGGAGGCACCAGAAAGGCACAGAGUGAUAAGAAAAUGUCGGAGGUGUGUUUCUAGGUCUCACAGUUGUUCAGCAUUGUGUUGUACAGAACACGAUCACACACCUCGACCUGAUGCAGAAGCGGCUGGUGAUAACGAGCAGCACCACAGACACAUUAGAAACUCCUGUGGGUACUGGGACUCAGACUCCAGCAGCUCAACAGACUACUGUUACUACCACCGCCCGUACUGUGAGUCUUGCCUGCAGCGGGGCUCGCUCCUGUCCUCUGACAGCUCCUCAGACUCCUCCGACAGCGAGUACGAAGGCUACACCGGCCUCUACCGCUCCCCACACCCAGUGGUAUUCAAAGAGGACCUCAAACCCACCUUUGUGUGAACACAGGUUUACUGCACUUUACAGGUUCAUCCAUUUCCACCACUUGAAUUCAUGGCCUAAAAAUAUUGAUAUCAGCUUUGAGGAUAGACAAAGUUGAAUUUGCACAAAACUACUGUGCAUCUAUAAUGGGAGAUAAUUUGACUGUAGCUUUCAAUAGGAAUGUGUUUUGCAUUCUGAAUGAAGAGUCGCAUUGUGGGACAGAGACUAUUAGAUUAGAUUUGUGAAAUAUUUUGUAACUCAAAAGCACAUAAUGCUGUUUACUUUUUAAUAUUCCUUAUGGUCUUAUUUGUAUAUUUCUGCUGUCAGAUGAAAACUCUUACAUUACAAAAACUACUAAGUCUGACAUUUAGAGAACAAAUAAAAAAGCCAGAAAGUAAAAUUAAAGGUUUCACAGAGCAGUUGAAAUGUGCACUAUAUUAGCUAUUAUGCAGAUUCUAUAUUUAUUUUAAUAUUUAUUAGUAGAUGGUUUGGUGUACAGACGUUUCUUUCUGUCUCCUUUUUUUUUAAUAGUUUUACAUUGUCAUCAACAUUACUUAAAAUGUUGCUAUGCCAUUUUAUUGCAUUUUGUUGUUUUGAGUUUGGCUUUAAUUUUCAACGCCCUGCAUUGUCUAUACAGUGCUCUACAUUUGUUGUCACAUGCUGAGCAAUAGGUGAAAACAGGUCAUUGAUAUCACUUAUAUACAUGCAAUUUUUUUCUCAGUGUUAUUGUCCAUAUUCAUUCAGAGCAUGUAAUGUGCAACGAUCACACUUAUCUGUAGUGUAUGUCUCAUGUCUGUGAGUGAGUGACUGUGUAUGAGAUAGAGAGAGUGCCCUGCUGCCCUUUGGUCUUCAAGUCAUCCACAAGACUUCAUGUUCAUUCUGCAUCUUCUCCUGUUUUAUACUAUAUUUACGUAAGGGUCACCACAGCAUGAACAGCCAAACAGAAAGUGUAUAAAACACUGGCUUGAUGCAGGCCUAGAUCAGCCUGCAAGGGGGUAAUGGGGGCAAAAAGGAGCCCUUACCAAGCCCUUUCUCACAGUCCCCCAACAUUAAUCAACACUUAAUGACAGAUUGGGGAGUUUUCAUGAUAUCUCUGCAACACAGACAAAAACAGAACAGUAUACCCUCUCCCCCUCUUGUUUUAAAUUUCUCUUUCCUGACUUGCCCUUUUCUCCCUCACUCCCUCCCACUAUCUCCUCUCUGUAUUUUUUGCUCUUCCUCUAAUGGGAAAAUCUGUGUUUGCCGGGGGAGGUGUUGCUAUGAAGGGAAAACAGCGUCUUCCAUUACUUCUGCUCAGCUGCCUGUUUUUGAGACGCUGCUGCUCUCUAUUCUGCAUAUGAACCAUUGAAGGGCAGCCUGGGAGAAAUUCCCUUUCAUAUAAAGCAUAACGGAGUAUAAAUAAACCGCACAAAAGACUGACUACCAGCAUCAUUCUGCAUCAGAGGGAAAGACUUCCCUGCAAAGCCUAGAUAAGUGACCUGCAUUCUGUUUCAGAUGAGGAAAACAGGCAUAUUGAAGAACUGUGGAAUAAAAAUAGUUGUCAUUCAGUCACACACACAUUUCUUUCCCCAGAUAACACUAUAGUCCAUGGCUAUCUACUAUAUCAUUCAACAUUUAUUACAAAAUGAGAAAUAGAUGAGGAUUAGUUCUCACAGAUGUAACCUCAAAUCGUUUGUGGUAAUCAGAGAAGCAUAAAAUACAUCUAAUGAGUUGCCCGUUACAGUGGGUUAAGUUGUAACUAAUGGUUUUAUUAAUGCUUUAGCUAAUGCUAAUGUUUUGUUGUUCAGUGAAAAGCCAUUAAUAAGAACAUUUUUUGUGGAUUGCCAGAUUGUGAAAAUUCUCUGUGGCUGAUUUGACUAUUUUGCAAUAAAGAGCUGUAGAGGGCUGGGACCAAAGUCCAUAUUAACAA